AUGACACAUGUAAAUGGAAAUGGCAGGCCAAGCUCUGGUGAUCGCCCGAACGAGUACUCUUCACUCAUCCCCAGGCCCGUCGAUUAUGAGACAACACGGCGGCGCAAUGACGAUGGCAUAAAUAAAAUCAGCCGCUCAGCCCAGGCAAAAGGAGUUUUUCUCGAAUUUUGGAUACUGUUCAAAGGCGCCGCCCCGGUCAUUCUGGCUUAUAUGCUUCAGAUGAGCCUACAAACAGUCACUGUCAUUGUGGUUGGCCAGUCAUCGCCGGAAAACCUUGCUGUUGCGGCAUUUUCUAUGAUGUUUGCCGCGGUCACUGGAUGGAUGAUUGCUCUCGGAGGAACAACAGCCCUGGAUACCCUCGCCUCAUCGGCAUUCACUGGUAGCGAGAGUAAGCAGGAUCUAGGAAUUCUGUUGCAGCGUGCAUUCCUGGUGCUUGGGAUCUUUUAUAUCCCAAUCGCAAUUAUUUGGGCGUGUUCGGAAGCUAUUUUCUUGGCUUUGGGGCAGGAUCCUCAGAUUUCCUACCAAAGCUCUCGGUUUCUGACGGCUCUCAUCCCCGGUGGACUUGGUUAUAUCUACUUCGAGACCAUGAAGAAGUAUCUUCAAGCGCAAGGAAUCAUGCGCGCUGGGACUUACGUCCUUAUGAUCACAUCUCCUCUCAACGCCGGAUUAUGCUACUUAUUCUGCUACACCCUAAAAAUUGGACUUCUCGGCGCCCCAAUUGCGGCUAAUAUAUCAUAUUGGUCUUCAUUCUUAUUGCUUGUUCUAUACGCACGCUUUGUUGGUGGAUCCGAAUGCUGGGGAGGAUGGUCACGGACAGCCUUCCAAAACCUAUGGACUUUCACAAGACUGGUACUCCUUGGAAUCAUGCAUAUCGGUACAGAAUGGUGGGCAUUUGAGAUCGUCGCCCUGGUGGCAGGCCGCUUGGGAAACGUCGCUCUAGCUUCCCAAAGCGUUAUUAUGACCACUGACCUUAUUUUGAACACGAUUCCAUUCGGGCUCGGCGUCACCACUUCAUCUCGAGUGGGCAAUAAACUGGGGCAGCGGGACGGAAAGGGUGCUUAUCGAACCGCCCAUUUAUCUACGAUGCUUUCAAUAUUCUUCGGUACGGUCAUCCUGGUAGUGCUCAUGUCUACCCGAAACCAGUUCGCCAAACUCUUUAAUAAUGAUCCACAAGUGGUUGGAUUGACAGCAGAGGUUAUGCCUUUUGUAGCUCUGUUCCAGAUUGCCGAUGGUAUCAAUGGGAGCUGCGGUGGCACCUUACGAGGGAUUGGACGGCAACAUUUGGGAGCUGCUAUCAACAUUGUUUCCUACUACUGCUUUGGUAUUCCUCUGGGAAUUUAUCUUGCAUUCCAUGGCUGGGGCCUUAAAGGCCUAUGGAUGAGCAACUGUUCGGCACUUUGGUGUGCAGCAAUUCUGGAAUGGGUUUUUGUUUCAAUCACGGACUGGGAGAAAGAAGUGCACCAAGCAUUCAAGCGUAUGGAUGGACAUGAUGGCGUGGAGGCGGGUUAUGGUGUUGGGACUGACAUAUUUGCCCAUAAUUGA
Molecule: messenger RNA, 1542 nt
Organism: Penicillium waksmanii
Lineage: Eukaryota; Fungi; Ascomycota; Eurotiomycetes; Eurotiales; Aspergillaceae
Product: MATE family efflux transporter
Exons: 2
Coding region: 1-1542 (513 amino acids)
Biological process (GO): xenobiotic detoxification by transmembrane export across the plasma membrane
Cellular component (GO): membrane
Molecular function (GO): antiporter activity; xenobiotic transmembrane transporter activity
Source: RefSeq, a predicted model, not a curated record